This is a messenger RNA of Drosophila innubila, 2527 nucleotides long. RefSeq lists its product as uncharacterized. Bases 657 to 2384 code for a protein of 575 amino acids. Lineage: Eukaryota; Metazoa; Arthropoda; Insecta; Diptera; Drosophilidae. The transcript is spliced from 10 exons. Gene Ontology annotation, biological process: transmembrane transport. Gene Ontology annotation, cellular component: membrane. Gene Ontology annotation, molecular function: transmembrane transporter activity. The record is from RefSeq and is a predicted model, not a curated record.
UUGCCGCUGCCAAUUCCGUUGGCUUUGGAGCUGUUAAUAAAACUCGACUUGGAAUAAACGGGAAUGGAAUUUACAGAGUAUCAUCUGAUAUACUAAUACUUUGUAUAUAAUAUAUUUAGUACCUAUAUGCAAUGGACUUUUGAUGAACAAGUGUUGUGGCUGCACAUUAUUGUUGUUGUUUUUGUCGCCAACAGAUUUUGUGAAUCUUACUUUAAUUGUGAAUAACUGUCGCAGUCGGUGUAAAAAUAGCUAAAGCGUGUGUUUCAAGUAGUCUGUAAAGUUAAUGUAAAAUAUAAAAUCUAAAUAACAUUAUAUAAUACACAUAGCAAGAUAAACAAUUGCUUAGAUCAAAAUAUUACGUAUACGUAAUGUGAUUUGAACCGUGAAGUGCAGCAUGUGUUUAUAAUAACUUAAAUAAUUGGCAUUGUUUUACGGCUGAUAAGCAUAUAAUGUAACUACCUGAUUUGAAUAGUGAUUAGUAAUAAUUAAAUUGCCGAAAUUAGCUUGAAAUUAUUGCACUUGAACCUUGACGAGAAAUCAAAUUUAAAAUAAUAUUGAAUAAAAUCAUAUAAAAAUACUACGUUUAUAAAUUAAAUAAUUGCCAACUGUCAGCUGACUUGUUGACCAAAAAAUAAACAUAUAGUAAAGCAGUCCAAAUGGUUGAGAAGGUCACACACGCCUUUAGUCUGCAGCGACUUAAAACAUUGCCAUGGAAUCGAAUUUUCCACAUGUUCUACAUCGAACCGGUUGUGUUUAUGCUGCUCUUCUCGCUAACCUUGUCCAAUACAAUUAUGAGAAAUCAAGUGAUUUAUCAAACAUGCACUGUGAUUUUUCAUUACAAUGUCAGCGAUUGCAAAUUGUUGGAUGAUAAAAAUGCCAGCGCCGAAAUAAAGGCCAUUGAAACGGAACUGCAGCCCUAUGUGGCAAAUCUAUUUCUAUCUCGCACUCUACUUGAGAGUAUUGUUCCGGCCUUUUGUGGUUUGUUUAUUGGUUCCUGGUCGGAUCAUUAUGGACGCAAGCCGUUGCUGGUUGUAUCCAUGAUAGGCUUUGCUGCUUCAUUUCUGGUCACGGCCACCAUUUGUGAGUUGUCCACUUAUUAUGUGAUCAAUCCCUGGUGGUAUAUUGUGGCUGCAGUGCCUCAUUCGCUGCUCGGUGGGAAUUGUGUGUUCUCCGUGGCCGCCUUAUGCUUUAUAUCGGAUAUAACAGACACCAAGACACGUCCCUAUCGAAUGAUCUUUAUGGAAUCCCUGUUCUUUAUUGGCUUAACUAGUGGCUCCUUGUUGUCCAGCUUUGUUUAUGCCGCCACAAAUGCAGCAAUUACCAUUGGCAUCUCCGGUUGUAUUACCACAAUGGGCACACUCUUUGUCAUCUUCUGUGUGCCAGAGAGUCUGCACAUACGGCAGGAACAGGAGGCGAAGGAUGCCAAGGACUUAAAGGAUGCCAAGGGGGAAAAGGGGGAAAAACAAAUGCCCAUCACAGCUGCUGAUUUGCAAUUGGAAUGCGUUGCCAUCGAUUGUCCGCCACAUUUGAUGAGCAACGAUGAUGCCGAGUCCAUGAAAAAGAAGCCACCAUGUCAACUGCCCACACCUGCCACGCCCGCCAUGACCAUCGAAGAGGAUCUGUUGGCCAAAUAUGUCGAAAGAUUGCCAAAAGUAUUGGCCCAAGCCAAAGCCCAAGAGCAGGAGGCGUGUAACGCCAAGCCGGAUGAAAAGCGAGCCGGAUUAUUCAGUUUUGUGCACAUACGCGAUAUGGUUAGCACCUGCACCAAGAGACGGGAGAAUCACGCACGUGCAAUUAUUUGGCUGGUCACAUGUGCCAUGUGUCUGUCCAUCUUUGUUUUCGAUGGUGUCAUGACUGUCAUGUAUCUGUUUGUGCGUGAAAAGUUCCAUUGGUCUGUGCGGGAUUACACUUUCUAUGAAACUGUGGCUCAUCUGGUUCCCAUGAUAGGUGCUCUCAUUGGUUUCCUUAUACUACGCAAGAUCUUUCGCCUCUCUGUGGUUACCUUGGCGCUGUUGGCCUUCUUCUCGGACAUAAUUAAUCAUCUGGCCAGAGGUUUCGCCACACAGCCUUGGCACAUGUAUCUAGCCGUUAUUUUGGGAUUCUUCCGUUCCAUUUCCGGUCCCAUGUGUCGCACCAUAGUCUCAAAUAUAGUUCCCGCUUCGGAUUUGGGAAAAAUAUUCUCAAUUAAAAAUGUACUCCAGUCGUUUGCUCCAUUCGUCGCAGCUCCGCUUUACACGUUUAUAUACAAACGUACACUGUCCUACUAUCCGGGUUUGUUUAAUUUCGUCAGCUCGGGUCUUUAUAUUUUAUCAUUUGUGUUUAUCGGGUGUGUGCUUCGCAUUAAAUUUAUGCAUAAACAAUAUUAUGCAAAGGUGUUAAAAUAAGUUCGAUUCAUCGAUUUUGUAAUGCGUCCUUUGUAGUUCUAUUAGUUUAAAUUUAAUAAUUAUUUAUGACUAAUUUUAUGUAAAUGUGAUGCGUUCAACGCGCUAAUUCUGUAAUAAGUAAUAAACAUUACAAGUAUUAAAAU